This is a messenger RNA of Pygocentrus nattereri (red-bellied piranha), 3221 nucleotides long. RefSeq names its product cadherin-like protein 26. Gene Ontology annotation, molecular function: calcium ion binding; cadherin binding. Gene Ontology annotation, cellular component: adherens junction; plasma membrane; catenin complex. Gene Ontology annotation, biological process: cell morphogenesis; multicellular organism development; cell-cell junction assembly. Bases 46 to 2517 code for a protein of 823 amino acids. The transcript has 17 exons. Lineage: Eukaryota; Metazoa; Chordata; Actinopteri; Characiformes; Serrasalmidae. The record is from RefSeq and is a predicted model, not a curated record.
AGUUCUUUCUUUGCCACAUGAUCACACACAACUGUCCAAUACAAUAUGAGGAAACUAACUCUUGCUCUCUUCUUUGCUGUGUAUAUCUGCUCUGUAGCAGUUCACAGCAGGAUCAGGCAGAAGAGAGCCUGGAUCAUUGACAGCUUCAACAUUGAAGAAGAAAACCCUGGCCCUUUCCCAUAUUUGUUGGGGACGAUUGAACUAGACAAGAAAUAUAUAGUCAACUUUGGGCUGCAUGGCAGUGGUGUUGAUAAAGAGCCAAAAGAAGUUCUGAAAAUCGAUCAAAAAAAUGGCCAGAUUUGGGUGCAUAAGAAGGUCGACUACGAGACUUUUCAAUUGCUCAAGUUAACAUUUGAAGCAACAAAUGUCUCCAAUAACAAAGUGGACACAAGGCUCGGGGUUGAGGUCAGGAUCCUGGACAUUAAUGACCACGCCCCAGUCUUUAGUCCACCUCACUAUCAGGCUACUGUGGAUGAGUCUACAGCUCAAGGUCAGGUAGUAGCAACAAUGAUGGCCAAAGAUGGGGAUGACUCACAAACUCCAAAUGGAACCUUCUCCUUCAAUAUCAUCUCUGUUACUCCCAAAACGGACAAUGUGGAGUUUUUCCUUGAGCCGACUGGAGCAUCGAUUACAGGAAGGAUUUUUUUUCGAGGCUGUUUGGACUAUGAGAAAGCAAAAAAAUAUACCAUUGUGGUGGAAGCCAAGGAUCAUGGAGAUAAAGUGCAGCUCUCCAGCACAAGUACUGUGACAAUGAACAUUAUUGACAAGAAUAAUCACUUCCCAGAGAUCACAGGUCAAACAGGCCCUGGUAGGGUAAAGGAACGAGAAAGCGGAGUGGAAGUCCUGCGUGUGCAAGUAGCUGAUAAAGACAGUCCAGGUUCACAAGCCUGGAAAGCUAAAUACACAAUUCAUGGAGAUAAGGAAAAAUAUUUAAAAAUAGAGACGGACCCCAAAACUAAUGAAGGAGUGAUAACAGUUCUAAAGGCAAUGGAUUAUGAGGAGCAAACUUCAAGAAAUGUGUCAAUCAGUGUGGCAAAUGAGGUGCCAUAUUUCUCCUGUGAGAUCACCGGACGUCCUGCUAAGAGAUUAUGGGAUGUAAAGACCUUCAAUGAGGGGCCUGACAAAAGUUUGCCAGGCUUCCCUAAGUUGUAUCCUGUCACCAUUGCUGUGGAGGACGUGAACGACCCUCCAGAGUUUGUACCACCUGUUAGAAAAGUGGGGAUCAUGGAGAACACCAAACUAGGAACCCACUUGUGCACUCUUGAAGCCAAAGACCCUGAUAAAACCUUUGCCAGCAAGUUUCAUUUUACCAAAGGAGAAGAUGUAGAUAACUGGAUAACUGUAGAUCCAGAAACUGGGGAAGUAUUCACAUCAAAGGUUCUGGACAGAGAAUCACCCUUGUUGAAGAAUAGUUCCUACAGUGUGAUCCUCUAUGUUGUGGAUAAUGGUGAGCCUCCUAUGACAGGGACAGGAACCUUGAUCAUCCAAGUGGGAGAUCUGAAUGAUAAUCUGCCCAUACUUGAGGUGAACACACUGGGUAUGUGUUUAUCGGACGAGGCCACUAUGACAAACAUCACUGCUGUGGAUCUGGACCUGCCUCCAUACAGCAGCCCCUUCACCUACGAGCUCCUGGGGGAUGUUAAAGGGAAAUGGAGUAUUGACCCCACCAGUGGGACAACUGUGCACCUGGUGAAAGAGAACACUGUCUAUUCAGGUGUUCACGAGCUUCAGAUCAAAGUAUCAGACAACCAGGGCCUUUCCCUGACACAGAACCUCUCAGUCACUGUGUGUGACUGCACCAGCACACCAAACUGUCAUCUACGCAGAUCUUCAGGUGCCCAGAUGGGCAGCGCUGCUGUCAGCAUCAUGAUUUUCGCGUUUCUUCUUCUUCUAGCUAUUCUUCUUAUGGCCUUUCUGAUCUCCUGCAAGCAUGAGAAAAAAAUGAUCAUGACAGAUGACGAACCUGGGUGGCGUCUCCUCGAGUCCAAUAUUGAGACUCUUGGCACAGACUGCAAGGUUCCUGCCAAAAUCACCCAAGUGGAGUCCAUCCAGACCUUAAAGGCAAAGCCCAAUUUGAUAUCAACACAUGAUGGAAUUUCAAAGCAGGAAGUCAUACAACAGAAUCACCAGAAGGAUUACUAUGACAGCACUUUUCAAAAAGAACAGUUGUUGAAAAGAUCUCUGCAGCGGAACUCCACAAGACGCUCAUAUAGAAGUUACCACUCAUCGAUGGACCAAGUGAAGAGAAACUACUCUAUUUACAGUGUAGAUGACUUUCAACUCAGACAAAACCUGCUCACUCAGAUUGAUCAGAAGCUUUUCCAGCUUCAGGCGCCAGGAGAAGAGCUUGGUGACUAUGAACCUCAUUGUUAUGCAUAUGAAGGAGAACCCAUGAUUGACCCUCAACUGGAUGCCAUCUCCCUCCCUGAGAAUGACUUCAAUCCAAAUGUUCUCACAAACCUGGAUUGGCAAUUCAACAAGCUGGCGAGCAUCUGCAGGCCUGAUUUAAUGUCAUAGUUUCACAGAAAGUAGACGCUCAAAAAGAGAGAAACUUUGUUCUUGUGUAAAGAAGACAUCACUUCUUUUCUGGAAUAUGAGUGGAUUCAUAUUCAUCUCUGAGCUGAUGGGAAGUACACAGAUGUUUUGAGAAUGUAUCAUAGUUUUAGUUACAGGGAUUGAUUUUUGUCCGUGGAGAAGCCCGUGACUGAACAUUGUACAUUCAGUAACUCCGAGCUACAAACAAGACAGAGUUGGCCAAAAUGUAUGUUUUGAACUUGAAUGUAAAGCAAAGAAAUGGAAAGAAACGAAGCUCAUCACAGCAGCUUUAAGAUAGAAGAACUAUAUAUAAAUACACUGCCCCUUCGGAAUUAUAGGCAUUCCUAAUUAGCAUAACAGUGCAGAGUUUGGUGCUUAUUGAUGCUCAGCACAGAGGCCAUGUUACAUAAUCUCUUUCUCAUACAGUUUCUCAGAGAGGUUGAAAAUGCUGCUUUAUUCCUGCUCUAUAAAACUGACACAACUAUGCCAUAAACAUGUCGUGGCCGAUUUGGUAAUACCUUACAUGAAGGGUGUCUACAUGACACAUUCAUAACAUCUUUCACAAACACGUUCAUGUAUGUUUAAAUCAACAUUCAUACAUGUUUUACAUGAUACUAAUAUAGACUACUGUGUCAUUUUACAGAUAGAACUUUUUCAAAAUAAAUGUUUUUGAAAAACUAUUUUAU